AUGGGUUAUAGUCCAACUUCUGCUUAUGUCAGCGCCUAUCUGGACAUAUUUGACUGGAAAUUCCUCUUUUUGCUGGUGCAAAUGACCAUCAGUGGGAUACCCAUCUACACUGGCAUCUUGCUAGUAAGAAAAAAAAUUAUCACAACAAUACAGUCUACAAAAGCAAUGUCGGAGAAGAGUCGACGUACGCAUUCACGACUCUUCAAGGCAAUCACCUACCAAGCUUGCUUGCCCCUAUGCGGCCUUACCACCUUGAUAUUUCAUAUACUCGGAAGCUUCAUAACUUUAAAGUAUCCGCUGUGCCAGUAUGGAUAUUCAAUCAUGGGCCUGGUUCCGGUGCUGAGCCCAUUACUGACUAUUUACUUCGUUGAACCAUACAGGAACUGGGGCUAUGAAUGA
Messenger RNA from Cylicocyclus nassatus, 399 nucleotides. Lineage: Eukaryota; Metazoa; Nematoda; Chromadorea; Rhabditida; Strongylidae. The record is from the annotation of a GenBank genome assembly.